Molecule: messenger RNA, 1335 nt
Organism: Neogale vison (American mink)
Lineage: Eukaryota; Metazoa; Chordata; Mammalia; Carnivora; Mustelidae
Gene: C1QTNF2
Product: C1q and TNF related 2
Exons: 3
Coding region: 3-989 (328 amino acids)
Molecular function (GO): protein binding
Source: RefSeq, a predicted model, not a curated record
GGAUGGGAAAAGUAUGCCUGGGGCGGGCGCCCGCAGAGCAGCCGCGGCAGGAGGCGGGACGCCGAGCUCCGCCGACAGCUUCGCGGUUCCGGAAGCCCCUGGACGUGGCCGAGGCUGCGAGGGUGACCGCCAUGAUCCCUUGGGUCCUCUUGGCCUGUGCCCUCCCUUGUGCGGCAGACCCGCUGCUUGGAGCCUUCGCCCGCAGGGACUUCCAAAAGGGCUCGCCUCAACUUGUCUGCAGCCUGCCUGGCCCCCAGGGCCCACCCGGACCCCCAGGAGCCCCAGGGCCCUCAGGAAUGGUAGGAAGAAUGGGCUUUCCUGGAAAAGAUGGCCAGGAUGGCCAGGACGGGGAUCGGGGAGACAGCGGAGAGGAAGGUCCACCCGGCCGGACAGGUAACCGGGGAAAGCCAGGACCAAAGGGCAAAGCCGGGGCCAUUGGGCGGGCCGGCCCCCGCGGCCCCAAGGGGGUCAGUGGUGCCCCGGGGAAGCACGGCACACCAGGAAAGAAAGGACCCAAGGGCAGGAAGGGGGAGCCGGGCCUCCCAGGCCCCUGCAGCUGCGGCAGCGGCCACGCCAAGUCAGCCUUCUCAGUGGCGGUGACCAAGAGCUACCCGAGGGAGCGGCUCCCCAUCAAGUUUGACAAGAUCCUGAUGAACGAGGGCGGCCACUACAACACGUCCAGUGGCAAGUUCGUCUGCAGCGUGCCAGGAAUCUACUACUUCACCUACGACAUCACGCUGGCCAACAAGCACCUGGCCAUCGGCCUGGUGCACAACGGCCAGUACCGCAUCCGGACCUUCGAUGCCAACACAGGCAAUCACGAUGUGGCCUCGGGCUCCACCAUCCUGGCUCUGAAGCAGGGUGAUGAGGUCUGGCUGCAGAUCUUCUACUCAGAGCAGAACGGGCUUUUCUACGACCCUUACUGGACCGACAGCCUCUUCACGGGCUUCCUUAUCUACGCCGACCAGGACAAUCCCAAUGAAGUGUAGACAGGCAGGUGCUGGGGCUCCAAGGAGGGAACAAGCUCCUGGACUUCUAGAACAAGACCCCUCAGCUCUCUGCCUGGUGGGUGUGGGAACUGCCAGCCUUGGACAUUCCUCCACUGCCCAUUUUUCCCUUCAUCAUUAAAUCCAAGCUUUUUUAUUCAUCCCUCCACCUAUCCAUUCACUCCCUUUCUUUUUUUUUUUUUUUUUAAGUAUCUAUUGUGUGACAGGCAUCAUGCUGUGUUCAGGAAGGUGCAUCAGGGAACAAGACAGACAGAGGCUCUGUCCUUGUGGGACUUCUAUUCUAGUAGGAGAUGCAAUAUACAAAUAAAUAAUCAAAGCAUAUAAUUAC